ACUUCGCGUCCUCAGUCUUUGUUUUGGUACGCUACUCCCACCAUCACCUCUCCGCUGCGUAACUUUAUACGAUAUCAUAAUAUUCUCUCGUCGAGACGCCGUUAACAACACACCGAACGUUAUUACACACGUUGCGAGUUUCACCUCAGUAGCUGUGAAAAACACUGGCCGGCGAAAUAUGAAUAAUAAAAGCCCCGCUAACUCGAUUUUCGACGGUUUCAAAAAUAAUGCGAUGUCCAAGUUGGGCGUCACAAAACUGCUCUCGCAAAGUUUUUCGCCAAACUUCGGCGGCGGCUCGUCCUCCAAGCCCGGCCACGCGGCCAGCGCCGACGACGUGUCGGCGGCCGCGAGCAGCCACCACCACCACGGUGGGUCUUCGUCCGCGACCAGUGCCACCGAGCACUUGUUGCACAAGGACAUAGCGGCUGUGGCGCAGGGAGGAUGGAACGUGACCAAGUCACUGAUGAACGUCAAAGCAGAGGAAGACAACCACGAUCGCUGCCAAUCUCUGAUCGAGUUGAACAAAGAGCCGCCGGCCGUGCCGUCCGAGAAGGUCGGCCAAAUCAAUUUUGGACUCGAAUACGACUACCAGCAAAACACGUUGAUCCUGCGCAUAAUCGCGGCCAAAGACUUGCCGGCGAUGGACUUGAGCGGCACGUCCGAUCCGUACGUCCGGGUGACAUUGCUGCCGGACAAAAAGCAUCGACUGGACACGAAAGUGAAACGCCGGACCCUAAACCCGCGCUGGAACGAGACACUCUAUUUUCAGGGUUUCACAAUGCAAAAGCUGCACAAUCGGACUCUUCACUUGCACGUGUUCGAUUACGAUCGGUUCUCCAGAGACGAUUCCAUUGGCGAGACAUACAUCGAGUUGAACAACGUUGACUUUACGGCGAAACCGGUAUUUUGGAAGGAUCUCACGGCUCCGUUAAAGGACAAGUGCGGCCAUUUGUUGACUUCGUUGUCUUACAACCCGAUGACCAACAAUCUGACACUCGGCAUCAUUGAGGCCAGGAACCUCAAGGCUAUGGACAUAAACGGAAAAUCUGAUCCGUACGUGAAAGUGUGGCUGCACGUUGGCGACAAAAAGGUGGAGAAGCGCAAGAGCAUGGUGUUCAAAUGCAAUUUGAACCCGAUUUUUGACGAGAAAUUCGAGUACCAGUUGCCGGUGGAACAGCUUAGGGAAGCGGCUUUGGAGGUGAUGGUCAUGGACUUUGACAACAUUGGUCGCAACGAACUCAUCGGCAAGAUAACAAUAUCAUCCAACAAAAACGCGACUGGACAGCUGGAGGCUCAGCACUGGAAGGACAUGCUCAGCAAACCGAAGCAGAGCGUGGAAUAUUGGCACCGAUUGAAACCUGAAUAAUUUUAUUAUUAUCGAUAUUUAAAGACAUUAUUAUUAUUAUUAUUAUUAUUAUUAUUAUUAUUAUUAUUAUUAUUAUAAUUAAAAUUAUUAUUAUCAUUAUUAUUAUUUUUAUUAUUUUCAUUAUUAUUAUUACAACUAUAUAUUAUUAUUAUUAUUAUAAUAAGGCGAGUGUGUUAUGAAGUUUUCAUUCAAUUUUAUUUGUUUAUUUGUUUUUGUUUUGGUUUUUUUUUUUUUUGUGUUUUUUUUUUUUUUUAAAUAAUAUUAUAUUAUACCGUAUGAAUAAUGGAACAAAAAAUAAUAAUACAUAAUAUUUAUUACAACAAUAUUUUUCUGCAUUUGAUAAAGUUACAUAAUAAUAUAUGAAUUAUAUAAUAAUAUUAUUAACAAAUAUUUAAAAACUAGAUAAGGGAAAUCAUAUUAUAUUAUUUUUGUUUUCAACGAAUAUUAAUAUUAAUAACGGAAAUAAUAUAUAAUAUAUAGCGUUAUUCUUAAUUUAUAAGUGUGAAAAAAAAAAAAAAAAACAUAUAACAAUACAAAACAAAAACAUAAAACGACAAUGUACGACGAUGUAUACCUAGUAACGUUGUUGCAUACUGUCGCUAACCGACGAAGUUAGGUGAAAAUUGUUGAAGCACCAAAAAUGUAGUUUAGACGAAUAUUACAGUAAUCGGCGCGAGUAAUAUAAUAACUAUAAUUAUGAUGUUACUUUACCGGUUUAAAUAUAAUAUAUAUAUAUCUACAUAAUAAUAUAUACGUGUCCGCGUACGCAUAUAAAUAUAAUUAUAUAAUUAUAAUUAAAAGGGGUGAUUGUUCUUUUGGCAGUGAACACUCAUCAUUAUUUUGUAAAGUUUAACUUAAAGUUUUCCAAGAAAAAAAAAAAAUCUGUACCCGGGUACCUACGUCACGAUAAUAAACUAUUUCGGUCGAUUAAAAAGUCCACGUUUUUGGAAUACAAACGAAAAAAAAAUCAUAUAUUUUGUUUACUAUUUUUAUCGUUAUCGUUGUAAAAGUGUUACGCGUUUUUAAAUUAUGAUAACGUAGGUACAUGUUUUGCAGUUUCAUAUCGUUCUGAAGCAGAACAUUUUGCUGAGAAUUUCAGUACACGCAAAAUCGGAGUUUGUGUCAGAAAAAUAUUCUCCUUUGGCGUAUGAAAUCGAAAUGCUAACGACAAAAUAUGGUAAAAAAAUGUAUUAUUUCUUCAACGGGAACGCGUUGUUUCGCAGCAAAUUCGGAUGACGUAAAAAAAAAUUGUUUUCAAAACAUUAAUACUAUACCUAUUCGUGGUGACGAGUGUUAACCGUGCAAAUGAGAUCACCCAGCAUAAACCUAUAUAACUGUGUGUGUGUGUGUGUGCGUGUGAAAGACUACGUGUGUUUAACGUAUUUAUGUGUAAGUGUGUGUUUGUAUAUUAUCGUAGUGUUGAUUUUUAUUUUAACCUUAGUCUUUUUAAUACAUAAUACAUAUUAUUAUUAUUAUUAUUAUUAUUAUUAUUACUAAAAUUAUUAUUAUUAUUAAUUAAUAUUAAAAUUAUUAUUAUUAUUUUAAUUAUAAUAUUAUAUUAUUUUAAUUAUUAUUAUGAUUACGAUUAUGAUUAUUAUUAUUAUUAUUAUUAUAAUUACGAUUAUUAUUAUUAUUAUUAUUAUUAUUAUUAUUAUUAUUAUUAUUAUUAUUAAUAUUAUUAUUAUUACGAUGAUGAUUAUUAUUAUAAUAUUAUUAUUAUGGUUAUUAUUAUACAUUAACAUUAUUCUCAUCAGUCUUGUAUACACGAUUGAUGUUUUAUGACCACAUGCAUAAAUGUCGCCUGCCAAUAACAAUACGUGAUAUAUAGACUCGAAAAAAAAAAUGUUUGGAUUGUUCAUUAUUUA
This is a messenger RNA of Metopolophium dirhodum (rose-grain aphid), 3231 nucleotides long. It is a transcript of the gene Syt7, whose product is annotated as synaptotagmin-7. NCBI's taxonomy places the organism in Eukaryota, Metazoa, Arthropoda, Insecta, Hemiptera, Aphididae. Gene Ontology annotation, molecular function: clathrin binding; calcium ion binding; calcium-dependent phospholipid binding. The record is from RefSeq and is a predicted model, not a curated record. Bases 179 to 1366 code for a protein of 395 amino acids. Gene Ontology annotation, cellular component: membrane; synapse; axon. Gene Ontology annotation, biological process: regulation of calcium ion-dependent exocytosis; calcium-ion regulated exocytosis; vesicle fusion. The transcript is spliced from 9 exons.